Molecule: messenger RNA, 570 nt
Organism: Ctenocephalides felis (cat flea)
Lineage: Eukaryota; Metazoa; Arthropoda; Insecta; Siphonaptera; Pulicidae
Product: larval cuticle protein A2B-like
Exons: 4
Coding region: 1-570 (189 amino acids)
Cellular component (GO): extracellular matrix
Source: RefSeq, a predicted model, not a curated record
AUGGCAUUCAAGCUUUUUGUUUUCGCCGCCGUAUUGGCCGUAGCACGUGCUGGAGUCGUAGCACCUGUUACCUACGCCGCCGCUGCCCCAGUUGUCAAGACCGUAGUUGAUGGACCAGCUGAAUACAGUUUUGGAUACUCCGUACAAGAUUCUCUGACUGGAGACUCAAAAAGCCAACACGAAACCCGUCUUGGUGACUCUGUAUCCGGAUCAUACUCCUUAGUCGAUGCUGAUGGCCACAAACGUACCGUAGACUACACCGCUGACGCCGUUAACGGAUUCAACGCUGUUGUUCGUCGUGAACCUCUUGUACCAGUUGUAGCUAAAGUAGCUGCUCCAGUUGUAGCUAAAGUAGCAACUCCAGUCGUUGCCGCCCCAGUGGUAGCCAAGACCGUAGCCGCCCCAGUAGCUUAUGCUGCCCCAGCUCCAGUUGCAUACUCCGCCCCAGUAUCAUACGCUGCUGCUCCAGUAGCCUACGCUGCUGCUCCAGUAGUAACCAAAUCCUAUGCCGCUCCAGUGCAAUACACCACCUACGCUGCUGCUUCUCCAGUUGUUUUUAAUAGUUCCUGA